Molecule: messenger RNA, 1301 nt
Organism: Cariama cristata (Red-legged seriema)
Lineage: Eukaryota; Metazoa; Chordata; Aves; Cariamiformes; Cariamidae
Gene: DDX24
Product: DEAD (Asp-Glu-Ala-Asp) box helicase 24
Exons: 6
Cellular component (GO): nucleolus
Molecular function (GO): ATP binding; nucleic acid binding
Source: RefSeq, a predicted model, not a curated record
GCAUUAAGACUGCAAUUCUAGUUGGAGGUAUGGCUGCACAGAAGCAAGAACGUGUGCUGAAUCGAAAGCCAGAAAUUGUAAUUGCAACCCCAGGCCGUCUGUGGGAGUUAGUUAAAGAGAGACACCCACAUCUUUCAAAUCUUCGGCAGCUGAGAUGCCUUGUCAUUGAUGAAGCAGACCGAAUGGUUGAGAAAGGUCACUACUUAGAGCUGUCGCAGUUGCUGGAAAUCUUAAAUGAUUCACAGUAUAACCCUCAACGGCAGACUUUUGUUUUUUCUGCCACUUUGACUUUAGUCCAUCAGACUCCCUCCAGAGUUUUACAGAAAAAGAAUGCUAAGAAGAUGGACAAGAAGACCAAACUAGAGUUGUUAAUGGAAAAAGUAGGAAUAAAGGGCAAACCCAAAGUAAUAGACUUAACAAGAAAAGAAGCUACUGUUGAGACUCUGACAGAAACCAGAAUCCACUGUAACACAGACGAGAAGGACUAUUAUCUCUAUUACUUCCUUCUCCAGUAUCCAGGAAGAACCAUGGUCUUUGCAAACAGCAUAGACUGUGUAAAACGCCUGAGUUCUCUCCUCACAAUCUUAAAUUGUGACCCUCUUCCUUUGCACGCCAACAUGCACCAAAAGCAAAGGCUGAAAAACCUGGAAAGGUUUGCUGAGCGAGAGAGCUGUGUCCUCCUGACAACAGAUGUCGCAGCUCGUGGUCUUGAUAUUCCCAAUGUGCAGCAUGUCAUCCACUACCAGGUCCCUCGUACUUCUGAGUUGUAUGUACACAGAAGUGGCAGAACAGCCCGAGCUGCCAAUGAAGGCCUUAGCUUAUUGUUGAUAGGCCCUGACGACUUGAUCAAUUUUAGGAAAAUUUAUAAAACGUUGGAGAAGAGUGAAGAGCUACCAUUUUUCCCGGUUGAAACCAAGUGCAUGACUUCUAUCAAGGAGCGGAUGAAUUUGGCACGGCAGAUUGAGAAGGCAGAAUUUUUCAACAGUCGGGCAAAGCAACAUGACUCCUGGCUCCAGCAAGCUGCAGAUGCUCUUGAGAUUGAUCUUGAUGAUGACAUGUUUAUGGGCAAAAAAGCUAGUGAGCAAGAAGAAAGCCAGAAGCAAAAGAUGCUGAAGGGGAUGAAAAAACAACUAAAACAUAUGUUGUCCCAGCCACUGUUUAAAGUCCUUAUGAAAACCAAGUACCCAACACAGUCUGGAAAACUACUCCUGCCUCAGACAUCAGUGGGCAUUUCAGAAUCUGCUCUGGGUACCAUGUCCAAACAACAAGCCAAGAAGAAGAAAUCAAUAAAAUUAAAUUAG